Messenger RNA from Sceloporus undulatus (fence lizard), 1765 nucleotides. It is a transcript of the gene REN, whose product is annotated as renin. Bases 236 to 1432 code for a protein of 398 amino acids. Gene Ontology annotation, molecular function: aspartic-type endopeptidase activity. Gene Ontology annotation, biological process: angiotensin maturation. NCBI's taxonomy places the organism in Eukaryota, Metazoa, Chordata, Lepidosauria, Squamata, Phrynosomatidae. The transcript has 9 exons. The record is from RefSeq and is a predicted model, not a curated record.
ACAACAAAACUGCCCUUUGCCAGGAAACAAGGUCAAAGGGGUUAUUACCUCAAAAGUGUUUCCCUUUGCCCAAAUUGCAAGAUUUAUUAUCUCCUUCUCACCAAUCAAAAUUGAGCAGAAACACAAGCCAGUCACAAAAAGUUUUGCUAUAAAAGCCCGCUGGACCUGGCUUUUUGUUUCAUACAAGAAAAUACAGAUCAAGAGGGAAGAUUUCCAUACCAUAACCAGCAGUAUAAUGCAGCUGUACUGGACCUUUGCAGUGGUUACUUGCUGCUUCUUGUCCUUUUCUAGUGAUGCCUUCCAAAGGAUCCCACUCAAGAAAAUGCAGUCCAUUCGACAAUCUCUGCAGAAGAUGGGCAUGAAAGUGGCAGACAUGUUCCCUUCCUUGAAGCACAGUAUAUACUAUCUAGAUGGCAGUCUUCACAAUGGAACAGCUCCUACCAUCCUCACAAACUACUUGGAUAUGCAGUAUUAUGGUGAAAUCAGUAUUGGCACACCAGCUCAGAUUUUCAAAGUAGUCUUUGACACAGGGUCAGCCAAUCUUUGGGUGCCAUCCCAACAGUGUUCUCCACUGUACAGUGCUUGUGUUUCACACAGCCGCUAUGACUCUUCCAAAUCAAGUACAUAUAAGCCAAAUGGGACAGAAAUUGCAAUACAAUAUGGCCAAGGAUACGUUAAGGGUUUCCUUAGCCAAGAUGUUGUCAGAGUUGCUGAUAUUCCUAUUAUCCAAGUGUUUGCAGAAGCUAUAGCACUACCUAACAAACCUUUCAUCUAUGCCAGAUUUGAUGGGAUACUUGGUAUGGGGUAUCCCAGCCAAGCCAUUGAUGGUGUUAUCCCAGUAUUUGAUAAGAUUAUAUCCGAAAAGGUCUUGACUGCAAAAGUUUUCUCUGUCUACUAUAGUAGAAACUCUGAGAUGAACACAGGUGGAGAGCUGAUCCUGGGAGGCAGCGACCCAUCUUACUACACUGGGGACUUCCACUAUGUCAGCAUUACCCAGGAAGGUUAUUGGCAUAUUGAUCUUAAAGGGGUGUCUGUGGGGAGUGAAAUGCUGUUCUGUCAUGAAGGUUGCGUAGCAGCAGUAGAUACUGGGUCCUCCUUUAUUACCGGCCCAGCUAGUGCAGUGUCCAUUUUGAUGAAAACCAUUGGUGCAACUUUGCUUGAAGACACAGAUUAUGUUGUUGAAUGUAAGAAAAUUCAUUUGCUGCCUGAUAUUUCCUUCCAUCUUGGAGACAGAUCCUACACACUCAGUGGCCAUGCCUACGUCCUCCAGCAUUCUGACUAUGGGAAAGAGCUCUGUGCUGUGGCGUUCUCAGCUUUUGACAUUCCACCUCCUUUGGGCCCUCUCUGGAUUCUGGGUGCUACUUUUAUUGGGCAGUACUACACUGAAUUUGACCGGCAGAACAACCGGAUUGGCUUCGCCACAUCCCUUUGACAUCAAGACCAUACUAUUUUGGAAGUUGCUAACUUUUAAGAGAGACUACUUAAACUGUGAAAAAGAAAGGCUUAAUAAUAUAUUAUUUUCAAAAGCACGAAUACUUGCACCAGUAUUGUCUGCAAAAAGCUUCAAAUUACUGUUUUACAACCAAAAGCUGUAACAUACUGAAUCAUAUAACCCUUGGAUUGUACUUUCCUCCUUCCUUGCUGUCCACUAAAGUCAGCUAAGUGAGUGUUGUAUUUUCACUCUUAAAAUCAGGAUGACUGUGAUUUUUUCCAUUUUCUAUUGUAGUCUGUAAAGCAGUGUACAGCUGGCCAUCCAUAUCCACAA